Molecule: messenger RNA, 2250 nt
Organism: Puma concolor (puma)
Lineage: Eukaryota; Metazoa; Chordata; Mammalia; Carnivora; Felidae
Source: RefSeq, a predicted model, not a curated record
AUGGGGGACAGUGACGACGAGUACGACCGAAGGCGCAGGGACAAGUUUAGAAGAGAGCGCAGCGACUAUGACCGUUCUCGCGAAAGAGAUGAGAGACGUCGAGGAGACGAUUGGAAUGACCGAGAGUGGGACCGUGGCCGGGAGCGCCGCAGUCGGGGUGAAUAUCGGGACUAUGACCGGAAUCGGCGAGAGCGCUUCUCUCCUCCCCGCCAUGAACUCAGCCCCCCACAAAAGCGCAUGAGGCGAGACUGGGAUGAGCACAGUUCUGACCCAUACCACAGUGGCUAUGAGAUGCCCUAUGCUGGGGGGGGUGGGGGCCCAACUUAUGGCCCCCCUCAGCCCUGGGGCCACCCCGACGUCCACAUCAUGCAGCACCAUGUUCUGCCUAUCCAGGCCAGGCUGGGCAGCAUCGCAGAGAUUGACUUGGGUGUGCCACCACCGGUGAUGAAGACUUUCAAGGAGUUUCUCCUGUCAUUGGAUGACUCUGUGGACGAGACUGAGGCUGUAAAGCGUUACAAUGACUAUAAGCUGGAUUUUCGAAGGCAGCAGAUGCAAGAUUUCUUUUUGGCUCAUAAAGAUGAGGAGUGGUUUCGGUCUAAGUACCACCCAGAUGAGGUGGGGAAGCGUCGGCAAGAGGCCCGGGGGGCCCUGCAAAACAGACUGAGGGUAUUCCUGUCCCUCAUGGAGAGUGGCUGGUUUGAUAAUCUUCUCCUGGACAUAGACAAAGCUGAUGCCAUCGUCAAGAUGCUGGAUGCAGCUGUGAUUAAGAUGGAAGGAGGGACAGAGAACGAUCUGCGCAUCCUGGAGCAGGAGGAGGAGGAGGAGCAGGCGGGAAAGCCUGGGGAGCCCAGCAAGAAAGAGGAAGGCCGGGCUGGACCAGGCCUGGGGGAUGGAGAGCGCAAGGCCAAUGAUAAGGACGACAAGAAAGAAGACGGCAAACAGGCUGAAAAUGACAUUUCUAAUGAUGACAAAACUAAGAAAUCUGAGGGUGAUGGGGACAAGGAAGAGAAGAAAGACGACUCUGAGAAAGAUGCCAAAAAGAGUAGCAAGAAGCGGAAUAGGAAGCACAGCGGUGACGAUAGCUUUGACGAAGGCAGCGUGUCCGAGUCGGAGUCCGAGUCCGAGAGUGGCCAAGCUGAGGAAGAGAAGGAAGAGGCUGAAGAAGCACUCAAGGAAAAGGAGAAGCCCAAAGAAGAAGAAAGGGAGAAGCCUAAGGACACUCCGGGGCUGGAAUGUAAACCCCGUCCCCUCCAUAAGACUUGCUCCCUGUUCAUGCGCAACAUCGCACCCAACAUCUCGAGGGCAGAGAUCAUUUCUCUUUGUAAAAGAUACCCCGGCUUCAUGCGUGUGGCACUGUCAGAACCCCAGCCUGAGAGGAGGUUUUUCCGCCGCGGCUGGGUGACCUUUGACCGCAGUGUUAACAUCAAAGAGAUCUGUUGGAACCUGCAGAAUAUCCGACUCCGAGAAUGUGAGCUGAGCCCUGGUGUGAACAGAGACCUGACCCGUCGAGUCCGCAACAUCAAUGGCAUUACCCAGCACAAGCAGAUCGUGCGCAACGACAUCAAGUUGGCAGCCAAACUGAUCCAUACGCUGGAUGACAGGACCCAGCUCUGGGCCUCUGAGCCUGGGACACCUCCUCUGCCAACAAGUCUGCCCUCCCAGAACCCAAUCUUGAAGAAUAUCACGGACUAUCUGAUUGAGGAAGUGAGCGCGGAGGAGGAGGAGCUGCUCGGGAGCAGUGGGGGGGCCCCCCCUGAGGAGCCCCCUAAGGAGGGGAACCCGGCAGAGAUCAACGUGGAGCGGGAUGAGAAACUGAUCAAGGUUUUGGACAAACUCCUCCUCUAUUUGCGCAUCGUGCAUUCCCUGGAUUAUUAUAACACGUGCGAGUACCCCAAUGAGGAUGAAAUGCCCAACCGCUGUGGCAUCAUCCACGUUCGUGGGCCCAUGCCACCCAACCGCAUUAGUCAUGGAGAAGUGCUAGAGUGGCAGAAGACAUUCGAGGAGAAGCUGGCUCCACUGCUGAGUGUACGGGAAUCUCUUUCAGAGGAAGAGGCUCAGAAGAUGGGUCGCAAAGACCCCGAGCAGGAAGUGGAAAAGUUUGUCACCUCUAACACUCAGGAACUGGGCAAGGAUAAGUGGCUAUGCCCUCUCAGUGGCAAGAAAUUCAAGGGUCCCCGACCCUGGCCAACGCCAGAGAGCCUGCGCCUUCACGCCACCGCAAGCUUCCCCAUCAGCGCCUCCCGUCAGUGA